This is a messenger RNA of Oncorhynchus kisutch (coho salmon), 4584 nucleotides long. RefSeq names its product ephrin type-A receptor 2. Gene Ontology annotation, molecular function: ATP binding; transmembrane-ephrin receptor activity; protein binding. The record is from RefSeq and is a predicted model, not a curated record. The transcript has 15 exons. Lineage: Eukaryota; Metazoa; Chordata; Actinopteri; Salmoniformes; Salmonidae. Gene Ontology annotation, biological process: protein phosphorylation; axon guidance; ephrin receptor signaling pathway. Gene Ontology annotation, cellular component: dendrite; plasma membrane. Bases 109 to 3063 code for a protein of 984 amino acids.
CUCAAUGGGACGUUCGGCUGUAACAAGGGCAGUAGACGGUAGCGCUCACAGAAGUUCGGCGAUAUUACGAGAUCCGCACACAGAGUAAUUCCCGUCAAAGUUAAAGAAAUGGAUUUCCGUCGUAUUCGUUGUUGUUCUUUGUUUUUGUAUGUAUUUAUUAACCACGUGUUUAUUACUCUUCAAUCGAAAGAACAGGUGCUGCUGGAUAUGAAAGCUUCUGGGGGAGAGUUGGGCUGGUUGCCCUGGCCACAUGAAGAAGGGUGGGAGAUAGUUCAGACAGUGGUGAACGGCUCCCUCCUGUACACCUACAGUGUGUGUAACAUCGACGCGGGGGAGCAGGACAACUGGCUCCGAACCACCUUCAUCCAGCGGCGCCCAGGGACCACCCGCGUCUCUGUGGAGCUGCGCUUUGUCAUGCGGGACUGCAACACCUUCGACGGCGCCUCGCUCGCCUGCAAAGAGACCUUCAACCUGCACAUGUCUGAGGCCGAUGCCGACGUGGGCACCAUCUUCCGCAAGGGCCAGUUCCGCAAAGUGGCCACCAUCGCGCCGGACGAAAUCACGCGAGGCCGCGGGGCGCUGAAGGUCAACGUGGAGACACGGGCAGUGGCCCCUCUAUCCAGGAAGGGCUUCUACCUGGCCUUCCAGGACAUGGGAGCGUGCGUGGCACUGCUCUCUGUCAGGGUGUACUACAAGACGUGCCCGUCCACCGUGCAGAGCCUGGCCGCCUUCCCAGAGACGGUGGCGGACGCCCUGAGGGAGGUGGAGGGAACAUGUGUUGAGAACGCAGUGAGCCAGGCCACCCCACGCAUCUACUGCACAGCUGAGGGAGAGUGGGUGGUGCCCGUGGGACAGUGCCAAUGUCGCGCAGGCUACGAAGCUGUUGGAGACUCCUGCCAAGCGUGUACGCCAGGCUCCUUUAAAGCGUCCUUGUUCAGUGAAUCCUGUGAGGUUUGUCCGGAGAAUACUGAGCCAUCUACAGCUGGCGCCUCCCUGUGUCCAUGUACGGAGGGAUUCUACCGCUCCCCAUCAGACCCUCUCACGUCAGCCUGCUCUGCCCCGCCCAGCGCCCCUCGUGACCUGGCCUCCACCACUCUGUCAGCGGACGGCAGGCUGCAGCUGUCCUGGAGCCCGCCGUUGGUGACAGGAGGCCGCCGGGACAUUUGCUACAGCGUGGUGUGCGAGCGCUGCGCCGGGGCCCUGUGUGUGCCCUGUGGGGACAAGGUCCGCUUUCAGCCCGACCCCAUGGACCUCCAGGACACCGUGGUGACAGUCAGCGAGCUGGAGCCCCAUCUCAACUACACGUUCACUGUAGAGGCCCGCAGCGGAGUGUCUCAGUACAGCAGCCAGAGACCCAGCAGCACCAUCACCACCGCUCUGCACUUCACUGAUCCCCCCAAGGUGACGUCCAUCCGCCUGGACGAGCGGACCACCACCAGUCUGUCUCUGUCCUGGGCUCUGUCCCGCCGAGCACCAUCCCACGUCAACCACCGCUAUGAACUCAUGUACCGCAGGAAGGAGGACGACAGUGAGCGUGAUGUCACCACAUACACAGUCCUGGUUCUUGAGAAGAGUUCGGUGCAGAUCAGUGACCUCUCCCCUGGCACGGCCUACAUGUUCAGAGUCCAGGCUCUCAGCCCAGAGGGGAAACAAGGGAGUUACAGCAUGGAGCAUGAGUUCAAGACCCUGCCCAUGGCGGAGUCUCAGAUCCAGAGCAACUCCACGGUGGUCAUGGGAGCUGUAGUAGGAGGAGGAAUCAUGCUGCUGGUUGUUGUAGUCGUUCUACUACUACACAAACGGAAACUGAACUUCCGUCACCGACAGCGAUCAGAGGACCCCUACUUCUCCAGUUCAGAUCAACUGAAGCCCCUGAAGACCUACGUUGACCCACACACGUACGAGGACCCCAACACGGCUAUCCUGAAGUUUGCCAGCGAGAUUAAUCCCAGUCUGGUCACGAAGCAAAAAGUCAUUGGAGCCGGUGAGUUCGGUGAGGUGUACCGCGGUCUGAUGAAGGCUCCAGGGAGAGGAGAGGUGGCGGUGGCCAUCAAGACGUUGAAGCCAGGCUACACAGAGAAGCAGAGACAGGACUUCCUAAGUGAAGCCAGCAUCAUGGGCCAGUUCUCCCACCAGAACAUAAUUCGCCUGGAGGGAGUCGUCACCAAGUCAGUCAAGCAUGCCAUGAUUGUGACGGAAUACAUGGAGAAUGGGGCACUUGACAACUAUCUAAAGGACCACGAUGGGGAGAUUUCCUCGUACCAGCUGGUGGGCAUGCUGCGUGGCAUCGCGGCGGGCAUGAAGUACCUCUCUGACAUGAGCUACGUGCACCGAGACCUGGCUGCCCGCAACGUUCUGGUCAACAGCAACCUGGAGUGCAAAGUGUCUGACUUCGGCCUGUCCCGCGUGCUGGAAGACGAUCCCGAGGGCACCUACACCACCAGCGGAGGGAAGAUCCCCAUCCGCUGGACCGCCCCUGAGGCCAUCGCCUACAGGAAGUUCACCUCGGCCAGCGACGUAUGGAGCUUCGGCAUCGUCAUGUGGGAAGUCAUGGCCUUCGGAGAGCGACCCUACUGGGACAUGAGUAACCAUGAGGUGAUGAAGGCAAUUAACGAGGCCUUCCGGCUGCCUGCGCCCAUGGACUGUCCAUCCACCGUUUACCAGCUAAUGCUGCAGUGUUGGCUCCAGGAUCGCUCCAAACGACCCCGGUUCCCUGACAUCGUUAACAUCCUGGACAAACUGCUCCGGAGCCCAGAGUCUCUGAAAACCAUCGCUGACUUUGAUCCCCGUGUGUCCAUCCGCCUCCCCAGCACCAGUGGCUGUGACGGCUCCCCCUUCAGGUCUGUGCCGGAAUGGCUGGAGUCCAUCAAGAUGAGCCAGUACACUGAGAGCUUUGCCUGCGCUGGAAUCACAACCAUGGAGCAGGUGCUGGCCAUGAAGCAUGACGACAUCAGGAACAUUGGCGUGAGGUUACCAGGUCACAUGAAGAGAAUCGCCUACAGCAUCCUUGGACUUAAAGACCAGACCAGCUCACUUAGUGCUUGCAGUACAGUGUUUGCCGUGUGAGACCCCCCCCCCCCCAGCCUGAGAUUCCCCAGAAUAGGACUGCACUGAACAUCUCAUUUCACUGUCACACUUAAUGGAGCAAGAUGGGUUGAGCAUGGUUGUACUAAUGUCAGAACUGCGCUGCUUUAGACUGAUCAGCGGCAUGAUUGAAGAGGACCCCGCCAGCCAGCCAAUCAGAAAUGGCAGACGUGUGAAAACGUCAAAGUACCCCAUGACAAGAGACACUGAGAGAUGUGGUUACAGGUUACAGAAAAAGUCAUGUAUCAAGAACGUUUUAUAUUAUCAAGUGUGGAUAUACUGUAUAAUGGCAGAUAGGAAACCACAGCCUUUUGAAAUGGCCGUGUGAUGACUCGGGAACAGGAAGGAUGGCCCCACUUUGUAUUUUUCUCUGAACUCGAAGUCUGACAAACGAGAGAUAUUCAAGCGAAGGCAUUCCAGGACCAGGGCUCCCUCCUCCUCAAGCACUCACUUAUUCCACCAGUGACUUCUGGACUCUUAUUAGUUUUUUUUAUAAAGAUUUGAGGCUCUGAAAUAACAGAUGGAUAGAUGAGAAUGCCUGUCUACUCAAAAUGACAGGUUUAUUGGUCUUCGGAAUAUUUCCGCUCAGGGCAAGAGAUCAGAUACUCUUUAUCUUUUCCGUUUGAUUUUAUAGGUUCCAUUCCGACUGCAAUCCACCUCAUAUACUUUUCUCCUACAUUUUGAAAUAGUUUUUUUCAUUUUUCAUUCAUUUCUCUAGUUUACAGUUUGCCUCCAUCUAGUCUUAUAGUGGUUCUUCCAUUAUUAUUUAAUAUUUAUUGUAUUUUGUAUUUAUUAUAUUUGUUUAAUUAAAAAGACACUGAUCUGGCACAUAUUUGUAAAUAUGUAUUUUUCAGUCCAACAACAUCAGCGUUGCCUUGGGACUGAAUUGCUUGUCUGAAUUCAAUCAACUAGCAGAAAAUACAUUUUGGUACAUGAAACACAUUAAAAAGAGGCAAGAAUGUUUGAUUGAAAUAGAUGAAUUGAAAUGGAGUUUUCCUUGACACCCACCCUCCAAAUCAAAGUUGGUUGUGUCCACAGUUUACCAGAUGUUAUAGCAGGUGCAGUGCAAUGCUUGUUUGACUAGCUCCUAACAGUGCAGUAAAACGUCAAACAAGCACAGAACUAAAAUCAAGAAAUGUCAGAAUGAAUCCAAUUAACAACCCAAAUAACACAGUUAGCUAAUACGGUUGUCGAAGCAGAGUCUGCUUCGAUGUCAAUUGGUGACUGUACCAUGGUAGUCUGAAAUGUCACAUCUCCACUCUACUGUACUUCAUCAAAUAUGCAUCACGAGCUACUGAGCCCCUGCUACAUUCCCUGUAUCUGGGACUUCGCGUUCAUUCCUCUUCAAUGAACAAUUGACUCAUCAUUUUGAGUUGGACAGCAAUUACAGAACGUUUCUAAAUGUAAUGCUUAGUAUUAACACAUAGUGUGUUUAUCCAUUUCAAUGUUUCACAUCCACCAUGUUUAUUUUGCAUGAAUCUACAGUGGGGCAAAAAAGUAUUU